Messenger RNA from Bipolaris zeicola 26-R-13, 222 nucleotides. RefSeq lists its product as uncharacterized. Bases 1 to 222 code for a protein of 73 amino acids. The transcript has a single exon. The record is from RefSeq and is a predicted model, not a curated record. NCBI's taxonomy places the organism in Eukaryota, Fungi, Ascomycota, Dothideomycetes, Pleosporales, Pleosporaceae.
AUGAAAUCCAUCCAUUCUUAUAUCCUCAUUGCUUCUGAUCCUGCCAUCCCUUCAUGCGCUGCCAUCCCGGAUGGCCAGCCUUGGCGGGAUGGUACAUCACGUGACUCUAAGCCCCGCGAUGAUCCAUUACCUUCUGACGUGGACGUCCAUAGGCCUUCAGCCAUCUCGUCACUUGUCCAGGAAAGAAUCCUUCUUGUUACUUCUAACAGUUGUCAGAUUUGA